This is a messenger RNA of Suncus etruscus (white-toothed pygmy shrew), 1524 nucleotides long. RefSeq names its product sodium/hydrogen exchanger 9B1-like. Gene Ontology annotation, biological process: proton transmembrane transport. The coding region runs from base 1 to 1524 and encodes 507 amino acids. The record is from RefSeq and is a predicted model, not a curated record. Gene Ontology annotation, molecular function: antiporter activity. Gene Ontology annotation, cellular component: membrane. Lineage: Eukaryota; Metazoa; Chordata; Mammalia; Eulipotyphla; Soricidae. The transcript has 11 exons.
AUGCCAGUGUCCGAGACCUCCUUCCAGUCGCUAGUGGAGAAUCAGCAGGAAGAUGACCAGAAGGCGGGCAUGACGUCCUCCUUCCACACAGCAAACAUGCUUGUAUGGCAGCGUCACUUCCUCUGGACUCACUCCUGGUGGCAAUGUCCGGAGUCAUACUGGGUGCUGUCCACACUCCAGAUUGACAUCUUUGGAAUCAUCCUCUUACUGAUCUGGUGUGUGUCCUGGGCCAUCACGGGCCCUGAUGUUCUCCCAGGUGGGAACCUGUUUGGGCUGAUGGUCAUCUUUUAUAGCGCCGUGCUUGGAGGGAAGUUGCUGGAAUGCAUCAGGAUACCCUCAGUACCUCCUCUCCCACCCCUUCUCGGGAUGUUAUUGGCUGGUUUUACUGUCAGAAAUAUUCCAUUCCUCAGUAAUCUCAUCUUUGUUAAUUCUAUGUGGUCUUCGACUUUAAGAAACAUUGCCCUCACUGUCAUCCUAGUACAAGCUGGACUUGGACUUGACCCACAGGUUCUGAAGACCAUGAAGGGUGUGUGCCUGAGGCUGUCUGUGGGGCCCUGCCUGGCCGAGGCCUUAGCCUCUGCUGUCAUCUCCCACUUCCUCCUGGGCUUCCCCUGGAAGUGGGGCUUUCUACUUGGUUUUGUACUGGGCGCUGUGUCACCGGCGGUGGUCGUGCCAUCCAUGAUCAUGAUGCAGGAGAAGGGCUACGGGGUGCAGAAGGGUAUCCCCACCCUGCUCAUGGCUUCCAGCAGCCUGGAUGAUAUCCUGGCCUUCACCGGAUUUCACACUUGCCUCAGCCUGGUCUUCUCCACAGGAAAUAUACUCAGUAACAUCCUGAACUCCAUUCGGGACGUAGUCAUCGGUGUGCUGGUAGGAGUUCUUUUGGGAUUUUUUGCUCGAUAUUUUCCCAGUCGAGAUCAGGAGUACCUCCACUUGAAGCGAGCCUUUGUGAUCCUCGGCCUGUGCAUCUCCGCUGUCUUGGGCGGGAAACGCAUCGGCUUGCAUGCCACAGGAGGCCUCUGCACACUGGUGCUCACUUUCAUGGUCAGCCUCAGCUGGACUACAGAGAAGGUCAGCGUUCAAAGUGUGGUUUCGGUUACCUGGAACGUUUUCCAACCCCUUCUCUUUGGUUUGGUUGGAUCAGAGAUCAAUGUCUCAGCUCUUGAAACAAAUACCAUAGGCAUUGCUAUAGCCACUGUGACCUUGGCUGUCUUGGCUCGAAUUUCCUUCACAUUUUCACUGAUGAGUUUCUCUGGUUUCAAUGUCAAGGAGAAACUCUUUAUUGCUCUGGCAUGGAUUCCCAAAGCCACAGUCCAGGCUGUGCUAGGGCCACUGGCCCUGGAGACGGCCAGGACCAUCAACGCACCGCAACUGGAGCAGUACUCCAAGGAUGUCAUGACAGUGGCCUUCCUGGCCAUCCUCAUCACUGCCCCCAAUGGGGCACUCAUCAUCGGCAUCUUGGGGCCCAAAAUGCUCAAAUGUCACGAUCCAGGCACUGUCAAAACUGAUUUGACAAUAACUGUGUAA